ACUUAAGAUGUAUUUCUGAGAACCAUUUAAAUUAGGCUGUCAAUUUAUGUUAACUGGAUUUCAUGUAUUAAAAAAGUAAAUAAAUAAAUAUAAAUAACCAGACGCAUAUAACAUGCGUAGCCUUCUUCAAAACAAUACGAAGAAUUGUUAGACAGUUGCGUGCAAUGGUUUCAGGUUGUGUGUGUUAAGUAAAUAAUAGUAGAUAUUAUUAUUAUGAUGGCUUAGCGAACAAACAGAUAUACGAACAGACUAACACUGGGCAAGUGUUGACUUAGAAACAGGUGGACAAGAGUUGACACACAUAAGGUAUAAUAGUUCAAAAGCUAUUUAAAGAUGAAUUUGUCAUAAAGUGAAUCUGCGAUAUCAAUCAUUUCAUUACGGUUUUCUAUUGAUACCUCUUGUCUUACGUAGUGUUAACCGCGUUGUUUAUGAAAGCGCUGUUAUUGUAGCAUUAUCGCUUCACUUUAGCUUGUUAUUUGCAUUCAUGCAAAGUUUUCAGUUUAUUAAUAAGUUAAUUUUAAUAAUACUAGCCUGAGCAUUUAUUACUGACUUAAUUUACAUUGCAUUAUUUUCAUUUUCUUAUUAACUUUAUAUUGAUGUAAGCAUUAUUGUUAACAUUCUUUUCACUAUAGAUAAGAGGCACUCGAAUAAUAAAAAACAAGAAGAGAACAUAACCAGAUACUUCUCUCUCGCGAAAACUAAUUUGCGCCUUGCGCGAAUGGUAAAGUUGAAAUGAGGCACAUAGAUUUAAAACUGAUAAUUUCCCAAUUGCCCUUCAGUUAGUAUAACUAAUAAACCCUGUGUUAUGUACCAGAUCUAAUUUCUACUUUUGACUAUAUAUGUUAUUUAUGUUAGAUGAACUGUAUUAUUAAGUUAAUAUUCUAUACUUUUUUAUCAAUAUUAUUAUUAUGAUUUGUAUUCUGCUAAGCUUGUUGCGUUUUAAGAGAAAUCGUAUCAAAUUAAAAGCGGAGAGUUGAAAUGUAUAAGUCAAAAUUUGUUUUUGUUUAUGAAAAAUAUAUAAGUAUACAUUAUAAACAUAUAUACAAGCGUUAAAGAGUGCGGAGCGCGUGCUUGUAUUGGUGCUUGCAUUUAUCGUUUCAUAUUUUUCCCCAGUAACAUUAAUCGUGGUGCAUGGUCGUUGCUUGGUGUGCUAAAAAUGUAACUAUUAGUCGUAAUAGCAAAAAUUGUGGGCUUUUUAAGCGGACACUUCAUUUGGUUGCGCUGGUGUUUUGGAAGAGCAAUUUACUUUAUAUACUAAAAAAAGAACUUUGAAGUACACAUGUACUAGGUGCGAUAAGGCAUUGAAUGCAGGUGAUAUUUUCUCAAAAAUUAAAAAUGGUUUCGCGGAGAUAGAAGCUAAGCUUUAUUCGAGUCUGAUGAGUCUAAAAAAACUACUUAUGAUUUAGCGCUAAAACAGGACAAUUAUGGUCUCCAGAAAGUUAAUGAGUUGCGAGCCGCGCUUUUGCGUCACAACGUGUGUGUGAACAUUGCUGCGGGUGCCGAACGGGAUGUCCGCGAAUCAACUGGCAAUGCAAUAUGUUUCGAACGAUAUGAAGUACAAGUUGGUUAAAAUAGAGCACAAGCACAACGUGCAGUUUCCCCGUUUGAACAAGUCUAAUGUCAUAGGGAGUGGCUUGCCAUCUUGUACUAAAAAUUUGAGAGAGUUCGUGUUGAAGAUUGCUGAGCGGUGCAAAAUUAAAGCAACGUACGCGGAUUGCAACCACUACUACUAUUUAGCCAAUGAGAACAAAUUUUUAAUUAAAUUUAGUUCAAUAUACGCGCGUUUUGGUAUUGGGGGUAUGCCUUUUAAUAAGUUGAGUGAUGUUUUAGGGGGCGUAUCUGUUUAAAUGAUCAUUUAACUCUUGCAACUUACAAACUAAAAACAAUUUCCACAUUCUUUACGGAGAAAGAAGACUAUUAAAAAGUUGAUUAACGCCGACAUCCUUAAGGUAAAGAUGGUCCAAUCAGGUAAUAUCGUAAUGACAAUGCAAGUGCAACAGUCUAUGGAGUUGUUGGUGUUGCUCUUGCGCGAUAAUGUUUUCUACGAAGUUGUAUGGGGUUUAAGUUAAGCUAUUAUAUAUUUGGAACUCAUUUGUAGUAUUUUAUUAAUUGAAAUAUUUUUUUUUUUUUAUUUCUUUUUUCUAGAAUUUUCAAUAUUUUCCUAAUAUCCUGUACUGUGUUAUGAAUACGACUAAUAAUUUAGGGUUGACAUUUUAACGAAAAUGGAAACAAAAUAUAACACACCGUCUUUGCAUCCGGCAACUUGUUGAAAUUGGCAACUCAUGCUUUGGAAUCGUGGGAAAAACGUAGAAGAGAACAAUAUUUAACUUGCAAAAUAAUAGUAUAGUAAUUAUAUUUUCGCUUGUACUUGUGAAAUUAUAAUGACUAAAAAAAAAAUAUGAACAAUGGUGCAAGUAAUAAGCUAAAUUUAAGUGUUAAUAUUUUCCAUAACACGAUAGUUUUCCAUGAAGGUGUGUUAUAAUUUAAUUAUGCCCUUCUCUUUGCUUUACCAUCAAACAGAAGCUUAAGUCAGUGUGGAUGCAAAAUUAAAGCGAAAUCCUUAUUCGUAACCCGAGCUAAUACACUAUGCCUGUCUACGUUGAUAUGACGUUAAAUGCAAUACACGAUUACUUUGCUCAAUUAAAUCCUAUAGCAACACGUAUCGCGUAUGAUAUAAAUGAAACUAAAAGCUCGUAUGAGUACAUAUGGGACACUCUUGAUUGUAAUGAACAAGAUGACAUCGUAAAUGAUACGUUAAUAAGACCGGAAAUUUCGCUGAGAUAUUUAAAUGAUUUUUUCAAGCCUGCUGAUUUAAAUAGCUUGACUAAAAUUCCUCAAUCUACAAAGUCCUUAGCAGCUGUAAUGCUAGAAAGUUUCAAUAAAUGUGACGCCGAAGGCAAAAUACCUGCAUUUGCGAUUGAAAAAUAUCCAAAUGAGGCCCAUGAAUUGAAGGAAGAAGCUAAGUAUGGAUACGAUGGGCGAAAUUUGCGCACAUUUGCUCUACAAGAAGUUGCUCUAAAAUUUGUUCAUGAUGAUAAUUUAUGUGUCUUUUAUGAUGAACAUUCUCAUCCAUUUAGUUACCGCACAAAGUCGCAAAUCAAUCUUCAACUGACAGAUGAUUGCUCCGAAUAUUGCAAACGUCCUAAGGUUGCCAAUAAUAUCAAUACUAAAUGCUUGUGUUGUAACGUUGCUAGCGUGCACAGAUCUUUGUGUAAUGUAAAGGCUCAUAAAUUUGCCCCUAUUAGCUGUGUGAAUUCUAACAAAAAUGACUUGAAGAACCCACCAACCAAAUCAAAGCCAAAUUCUUGUAUAUUUCCUUAUGAUAGUGAGUGCAUUGAUAAAAUAAAUUUCGACAAUUUAGAUUUUAAAGUGGAGUGGAAUAACAGAGUAUCGCGACCUAAAAGUUCCUCAGGCCAAACAUACUUAAGUUCCACUUCAAAAACAGCUCUGACACCUUCAGUUAAUUAUAUGGUUUGCAGUGAUGACUUGUAUGAUAAGGAAGAUAAUCUAAAUUUAAUGCACCAUAACUGCAAAGUCUUGGAUUUCCUACAAUCGCUGCCAGCGACUAUUUCUGGCGAUGAUGAGUUGACUCCUUCUGGGCAUAACACUGAUAAAAGUUCUGACGGAGCUUCCAAACUGCUCAACAGAGACACAAUCAUGCAAAAAGGAUUUGAAUUUUUGAACAACUGGUAAUCGGCCCGCUUGAUUUUAGCAUAUAAAUAUACAUACGUUAAAAUCACGAAAACUUCUCCAGAUUUGGUUUAUAUUGUUCCUAUAAGCGGGAUGGAACGGAAAUGAACGAUGUGGAUGGAAAGAAGAAGAUAAAAAUAAUUUGAAAUGCAUAUCAGGCUACCUUUGUUAUAAUCUCUAUUCACACUUGCAAAGCCUUAUAUAUAUCUAUAAACUUCCUAAUAUUUCCCUUAUUCUAAACCGUCAUUCAUAAUUUUUUUUUUAAAUUUACGAACGCGUUUGAUGCUUUGAAUAAUUCUGGUUGAGUAAAUAGUCUUUGGCAUAAUCUGUUGCCGGAUUUGGCCCUAAGGCGCGUAUGUAAGCGCGGAGCCUUUAGCUGAAAUCUUCGGUUGUGCUGUCCGUCUUCGCUGCGUGUGGGAAUUGAAAAAAGUGUUUACAGCGGUGCCAACAUUUGGUUCUCUUGGCGUUGUUUUAAUUUUUCUGUAUUUCUCAGCUUCGCUAACAACAUAUGGUAGUUAAAUGUUUUGUGCCACGAUUGGUAUUGCCCUUUACAUGCGUUUUUGCAGCUUGCUGUGACUGUUUGCGCGAAUAUGUGACAGUACGUCUGCAACAAGCGCUUAUUUUACAGGUAAAUAGGGUAUUGGUAAUGAAUUGAAUGCUCGCUUCCGAUCUAGAAAUGCAAAACAGGCGUCAACAACACCAGAAUAAAAUUGUUGUCCUAAUACUAUAGCGAAUUUUGUGACAAUGAGCCAUUAACCGUAUACAAACACUAUAUAUAUAAGAUUAUUUCGCUAGCAAAAUUUGGGUGCAAAAUUAUCAUGCCUUCAGGACAGCAUUUAAACAAACUCUAUGAAAGAGAGCCAGAGAGAGCAAACCUGUCUGUGAAAGACAAUGGACACAUGUGUGUGAUAGCAGAAUAAAUUGAAUAGACGUGUGUUAGUGGUAUAGUAGAAAUGCUUGGUUGCAUUUGUGCGUGUUUAAGUAAUCAUAUGAGUACGGGCAAAAGCAAUAGAAUCUUUGGCGUUAGUCCCAUUGAUCAAGCGAUUGAAUUACGAGCUACUUCCUUAUUACAGAAACAUAGUUUCAUAAUUCGAAAAUGGUGCUCAAGCGAACAAGCAGCUUUACAUGAUUUUCCACCGUUAGAUUAUGUACAGUUCCUCAAGUUUCAUGAUGAAAGUGAUAAAAAUAACACUUUGGGUCUUAUCUGGGGUCGUAGAACCGAUAAUUUCACUUUUUCGUUUUCGCCUAUUGUGUAGGCAGCAACAAAGGGCAACGUGAGGUAUGCAAUAACUCGUCUUCAUGAUCUUGUGCAAGCACAAUUUGUAGUGGGAUGAGACCUUGCCCUAAUGGAUUUCAUUUUAAAAAUUUCUAUUUGGUGUCGAUGGCAAAGGCAAUAUUUCGAAUUCAUGCAGUUUGUUAGGCUCCUUUGGUAGGGCAGUGUGCAUGUAUCUACGCAGUAGCCAAGCUAGAUAGUGUUAUCAAAACCUGCUUAUUACCUUCGAAGUCGAAAGUAGCAUCUUUGAAAACAAUCGCAAUAUCCAAUUUAUUUAUUUAUUUAUUCCACUUAUACAAGAAACUCAACUAAAACAAAAUGGCAGUCGAGUUC
Glossina fuscipes is the source of this 5296-nucleotide messenger RNA. RefSeq lists its product as uncharacterized. The transcript is spliced from 3 exons. The coding region runs from base 2587 to 3693 and encodes 368 amino acids. NCBI's taxonomy places the organism in Eukaryota, Metazoa, Arthropoda, Insecta, Diptera, Glossinidae. The record is from RefSeq and is a predicted model, not a curated record.